CUGGGAGCUGGUUGUGUGUGGAGGGGGGGUUCUGUAGUUUCAGGGGCGGGGCUGGGGCUGUGGGCGAAGGCCCAACAUAUAACUGUGGGCAGCUGCAGUCUGAGGCCCCAGACAUCCUGCCUCUCUGAGCUGAGCCGACAACAUGAAGGCCCUCCUGGCUCUGCCCCUGCUGCUGCUGCUCUCCACACCUCCCUGCGCCCCACAGGCCUCCGGGAUCCGGGGAGAUGCUCUGGAAAAGUCUUGCCUUCAGCAGCCCCUAGACUGUGACGACAUCUAUGCCCAGGGCUAUCAGGCAGAUGGUGUGUACCUCAUUUACCCCUCGGGCCCCAGCGUGCCAGUGCCUGUCUUCUGUGACAUGACAACUGAGGGUGGCAAGUGGACGGUUUUCCAGAAGAGAUUCAAUGGCUCAGUGAGUUUCUUCCGAGGCUGGAACGACUACAAGCUGGGCUUUGGCCGUGCUGAUGGAGAGUACUGGCUCGGUAAGCAGAGGCUGGAGGGCCAGGGUGGGGGUGGGGGUUGCCCCUCAGCCAGGUCUUUGCUGACCAGCUGCCACCCCUCCCCAGGGCUGCAGAAUCUGCAUCUCCUGACACUAAAGCAGAAGUAUGAGCUGCGAGUGGACUUGGAGGACUUCGAGAACAACACGGCCUAUGCCAAGUACGUUGACUUCUCCAUCUCUCCCAAUGCAGUCAGUGCUGAGGAGGACGGCUACACUCUCUACGUGGCAGGCUUCGAGGAUGGCGGGGCAGGUGACUCACUUUCCUACCACAGUGGACAGAAGUUCUCCACAUUCGACAGGGACCAGGACCUCUUCGUGCAGAACUGCGCAGCCCUCUCCUCAGGGGCCUUUUGGUUCCGAAGCUGCCAUUUUGCCAACCUCAACGGCUUCUACCUGGGCGGCUCCCACCUUUCCUAUGCCAAUGGCAUCAACUGGGCUCAAUGGAAGGGCUUCUACUACUCCCUCAAGCGUACAGAGAUGAAGAUUCGUAGGGCCUGAGGGGCUGGCCCAGGCAGGCCCCAUCCCUCUCCCUGAGUGCUCCCUCUAUACCCUACCCCGCAAGACACUGCUUCUGUUGCUUCUUUCUGCUGCUUCCUGAGCACCAGCAAGGCCCCUGGCACAUCUCUGUACCAUAUCUGGACUAACAUUCCUAAGCCAGGUCCUGCAGCCUUCCACCAGAUGCAAGGCUGUCAGCAGCCCUCCAGGCCUUUUCUGUGGCACAGCCAUCCCAGCCUGGAUCUCGCUGGAUUCCAUGAAAACUCCAAGUUGCUCCCAGCCUUCACAACAGCUGACAGCCGGAGCCAUCUUGUAGCUGCAGCUUCUGCGUUCCACUUCAGCCAGUUCCCUUAAUGCAGACCCAGCUGGGCCUACCCUAGACAGAGCAGUGUAGCAUAUGCCAGCCAGGUCAGGCAUGGCCACUGCCACACCCCAGCACUCCCUAUGGCCGUCCUCAGAGUACCCUCACCAACUCAUUCCCUUAUAGUGAGCACCAUGGAGCCUAGCCCCACCUCACUACAUACCCAGCUCCCUCACCUGCCUGCUGUAGUCCCUCAAAGCUCAGUGACAAAACCAUAUUCAUCGAAGCUACAAGCUCGUCAACCCUCAAGUAGCCACAGGCAAGGUAGGCAGAGAAACUCAGUUCCUAUAUGCCCUAGGGAAUGAAGUUCAUCCAUGAAGGGUAGCAGAGAACAAUCUGUGGGGCUGGAAGUAGGUGGGGAGUGGAGGUCUCAAUAAACCUUCAGGACCUGAUGGACUGGCUUUGUGAACACAAACAUUUGCUUGCCCCACAAAUGUGAGCACCUGGCUCUUCCUUACACCUUCACUAUAUGAGUAGUGAUGGUAUCCUGGA
This is a messenger RNA of Nannospalax galili (Upper Galilee mountains blind mole rat), 1844 nucleotides long. RefSeq names its product microfibril associated protein 4 (gene Mfap4). The record is from RefSeq and is a predicted model, not a curated record. Gene Ontology annotation, biological process: elastic fiber assembly. The transcript has 5 exons. Bases 143 to 994 code for a protein of 283 amino acids. Lineage: Eukaryota; Metazoa; Chordata; Mammalia; Rodentia; Spalacidae.